UCGAGGGGAAAGACCUCGCGGGUGAAAGAUAGAAUAGAGGUAAUGUCAAGUGUACAUUUUUCCUCCUUAAUAUUUCCUCGAAUUUCACAAACCGAAAGCACCGAAAGAAACUGAUUACGUGGUAUUCAAAUACCGGUACAAUAUAAUUAGAAGAAGAAGAAAAAAUUGUAAAUGAAGUGGAAAAUAAGUGAACAGAUGAAAUAGUAAAUGAUUAGUGAAUGAAUAAGUGACAAGUGCAAUAAUGAAGAAUUCAAGGGAAAAUCGACAAAUUUUGACAAUAUUAUUUCUCUGUAUAUUGUGGUACAUAAUAUCGAGUUCUAAUAAUGUCGUUGGGAAAAUGUUACUAUCGGAAUUUCCAUAUCCAAUGACAGCGACAAUGGUUCAACUAACCUCAAUCACAAUAUACUCGGGGCCAUUCUUUAACCUUUGGGGUGUACGAAAAUACUCAAACGACAUUGCUUGGGGCUAUUAUUUUCGAUUGAUUGUACCAUUAGCACUGGGCAAAUUUCUCGUCAGUGUAUUUGGACAUGUCUCCAUCUGGAAAGUGCCUGUAUCCUAUGCCCACACUGUGAAGGCGACAAUGCCGUUCUUCUCGGUACUGCUCUCGAGGAUAAUUCUACGUGAAAAGCAAACAUGGCAGGUUUACUUGAGUCUCAUGCCAAUUGUCGGCGGAGUUGCAAUUGCGACUCUAACCGAAAUAAGUUUCAACAUGUUGGGACUGAUUAGCGCCUUACUUUCGACGCUGGCCUUCUCCUUACAAAACAUUUAUUCAAAAAAGGUUCUACAUGACACGGGAAUUCAUCAUCUUCGUCUUCUUCAUGUCCUGGGACGUUUAGCACUAUUCAUGUUUCUUCCAGUGUGGUUAAUGUCGGAUUUUCGGAGUUUGCUGCACAAUCCAGAAACGGGAACAGCCGUCGAUAUGAAUGCAAGAAUUUUUGGUCUACUUGCAGUCGACGGUGUUUUGAAUUGGUUACAAAAUAUUGUCGCCUUUUCAGUAUUAUCAAUUGUCUCGCCUCUAACUUAUGCGGUGGUGAAUGCAAGUAAAAGAAUAUUUGUCAUCGCAGUGACAUUACUUAUAUUGGGAAAUCCAGUGACUGGUUUAAAUGUCUUUGGAAUGACAUUGGCAAUAUUUGGUGUACUUUGCUACAAUAAGGCGAAAUACGAUCAGCGAUAUGCUGACAAUAAUUCGAGGACAUUACCGCAAUAUCAAAAAUUAAAUCACAAUGGUCACAAUAGUUUUAUGAUUAAUGGCACCGCCAAAGAAUUACAAAGACUUUAUGCUGUUUAGUUUUUUUUUUUCAAGGGAUUGACACAGUCAUGAAUUUUCUCGUUUUUUCCCGAAAAUUAGUUUUUUUCACUCUGAAAAUGGGGUGAUUUUGCAAAUGGGAAAAAAAUUUCGAGAAUUUAUACAUUUGACUUAAUUUUAUUUAUUUUAGUUCUCUCUUUUUUUGUGUGGAGAAUAUUUGACCUGCGAUUUAAAUAUCGGGCAAUGACGAAUUCAUUCUCAUGAUUUUCAUGAUCGCUGGUACGAUCGUAUUUAAAAUUUUUCUCGUUUUCGUUUUUUUUUUUGUAGAAAAUUCUAAUUUAGAAAAAAGUGAUUUUAAUGCAAAUCUUACGGAUUUGUUAAUUUUAUACAUAGGUGCAAAUUUUGAUAGAUGAAAUAUAAAGAUUAUAAAGAAAUUAUGAACUGCAAAUUUUGUUCUCUCUCUGAAAAUUGAAGAAACGCCAAGACUUUUAGAGAAUUUUUUGUUUGUACAGAGUUUAUGUAAAAUUAGGGCAUUCAUUUUGUAUGCAUGUGAAUAGAAUGCGGGAGAAAGUGUUUUAGGUAAAAAUAAUGUAUUAUACAUAUAUUUUUAUAAAUAAACGCAUGUGUACAAAAAUAAAA
Leptopilina heterotoma is the source of this 1885-nucleotide messenger RNA. RefSeq names its product solute carrier family 35 member E1 homolog. The record is from RefSeq and is a predicted model, not a curated record. The transcript has 3 exons. NCBI's taxonomy places the organism in Eukaryota, Metazoa, Arthropoda, Insecta, Hymenoptera, Figitidae. Bases 242 to 1288 code for a protein of 348 amino acids. Gene Ontology annotation, molecular function: antiporter activity. Gene Ontology annotation, cellular component: Golgi apparatus.